This is a messenger RNA of Xenopus tropicalis (tropical clawed frog), 2723 nucleotides long. It is a transcript of the gene cat1, whose product is annotated as calcium transporter 1. Gene Ontology annotation, molecular function: calcium channel activity; monoatomic ion channel activity. Gene Ontology annotation, biological process: monoatomic ion transmembrane transport; monoatomic ion transport; calcium ion transmembrane transport. Gene Ontology annotation, cellular component: membrane; plasma membrane. Bases 163 to 2274 code for a protein of 703 amino acids. Lineage: Eukaryota; Metazoa; Chordata; Amphibia; Anura; Pipidae. The record is from RefSeq and is a predicted model, not a curated record. The transcript has 16 exons.
UACACAAAACUCUCACUAAUUCCUGUUUCUCCCAACCCCAAGAGACUCCUCCGAGUGCCCAACUGUAUGAGACAGCUUUAUGCAGGAAUGGGGGAAUGAAACCCAAUGGGGUCCUGACCAGAUCUCAGUGGUUUUCGGGGAGACUUGUAACUGAGGGUAACAAUGAUGAAAAUGCUUCCGUUUGGGGCUUCUUGGAACCAAGAGGAAGAAUCUAGGACUGACCUGUUACGGCUCAAAAGUGUUCAUGAGAUGCCCCUGUUUCUGGCUGCUAAAGAGAAUGACGUUGGGCGCCUACAGGAGCUUCUGGGUUCAAACCAGUGUUAUUCCAGCCAGAGAGGGGCCUCGGGCGAGACCGCUCUCCAUGUUGCAGCCGGUUAUGACAACUUGAGAGCCGCAGAGACUUUGCUGACUGCAGAUCCCAGCUUGGUGAAUGUGCCAAUGACAUCACAGCUCUAUCAAGGGCAGACGGCUCUGCACAUUGCGGCUGUGAAUCAGAACAUGAACCUGGUGAGGAUUCUCAUAGACAAAGGGGCCGAUGUCUCGUCUCCACGCGCAACUGGCAGCUUCUUCUCCCUAAAGGCUACAAAUCUCUUCUACUUUGGGGAACACAUUCUGAGCUUUGCGGCCUCGGUGGGAAAUGCCGAUAUUGUCAAGUUACUGGUUGAGAAAGGAGCUGAUGUUCGUGCCCAGGACUCUUGGGGCAACACUGUCCUACACAUAUUAGUUCUACAGCCCAACAAGGCCAUGGCCUGCCAGAUGUUUGAUCUUCUCACAUCCCUGGAGUGUGGGCAGCGGUGGCCUCCCUUAAACCAGAUGGUAAAUCAUCAGGGUCUCACCCCAUUAAAACUGGCUGCGGCGGAGGGGAACGUCAUGAUGUUCCAGUACCUGAUGCAGAAGGGAGUCCGUAAGGUGCCGUCGAUGGGUCCCCUUUAUUAUACUCUCUACGAUAUGACUGAGAUUGAUUCUUGGGGUUCCCCAUGCUCUGUCCUCCACCUUCUCGUCUCUUCAAGGAAGUCGGAGGCUCGCAAGAUCCUCGACAUCUCUCCAGUUAAGGAGCUGGUAAAUGAGAAAUGGCAGAGCUUCGGGCGCCCGUAUUUCCUGCUCCUCGGCGCCAUUUAUGUUCUGUACAUGAUCUGCGUCUCUCUGUGCUGUGCCAAUCGGCGCCUCGUACCCAUAACGGGAAACGCCACCAGCCCGCGGGACAUCACGCUGCUCAAACAAGCGCCGCUCUUGGCGUCGUAUAUCUCCCCCGCGGAUGAGCUGCGCCUGGUGGGGGAACUCAUCACGGUUAUUGGGGCGCUGGGGAUGCUGCUGCUGGAGAUCCCAGUGUUAAUGGGCGCUCAGAGCAUUUCUUUCUUUAAGGACCCAGUUUCAGGGGGGCCAUUUCACCUUAUUCUAGUUCUGUAUUCCUGCAUGGUCCUGGCCACUUUGGCCCUGAGACUCACAGACUCUGAUGGAGAAAUUAUCCCUAUGUCGCUGGCUCUGGUGUUCGGAUGGUGCUACAUUAUGUUCUUUGCACGUGGCUUUCAGAUGACUGGACCCUUUACUGUAAUGAUACACAAGAUCAUAUUUGGAGACGUUCUGAGAUUUUUCUGGCUGAUGAUGGUGGUUAUUCUUGGUUUUGGAACAGCUUUGUUUGUGGUGUUCCAGACAGAAGAUCCCACCCAGAUGGGGGUAUUUUACAAUUACCCCAUGUCCCUCUAUAGCACAUACCAACUACUCAUCAAUGUCAUCAACUCCCCUGCCAACUAUGCUGUGAACCUGCCCCCCAUGUACAGCAUCGUCUACUUUCCCUUUACUCUGAUUGCAAACCUGAUGAUGAUGAACAUGCUAAUCGGCAUGAUGGGCGACACCCACUGGAGGGUGGCACAGGAGCGGGACGAGCUGUGGAGGGCGCAGCUGGCAGCUAUUACCAUCAUGCUGGAAGGCAAAUUCCCAAAGUGGUUCUGGCCUCGCCUCGGUGUCUGUGGUUCUAAGUAUGGGCUGGGGGAUCGCUGGUACCUCUGUGUAAAGGAAAGUCAAGAUCCCCAGAAGAUCCUGUUCCCACCCCAGAAACCCCAGUCUCCACCCCAACAGCAGGUAUCUGGGAAAGGAAAACCAUCAAUAACAAUUACAGAUAUGGGAAAUAAUCAGCAAUUAAAUGGUUCUGGGGCACCGAUUGCCCAAAGGAGAUCCAGCCGAGGGUGGCAGAUCCUACGCGGUGCCACUAUCGACCAAUUAAAGGGCACAUCUGUGUUUAAAAGAGAAAGUCACCAGGAAGUCUUCUACAUUUAGACUAAGGCUUCCUACAUCCUUCCUUUCAUCAUUGAGUAAUGUUAUUAUUUAGUAAAUUUGAUCCUUCCUCUCUGGUCUCCUGGAUCUAUAAUGAUAGUAUUGUUAAUGUAAAGGACGUAUCAAACUCAAUGAAAACAGUGUAUUUUGUAUAUUUUUUUAGCUGAAUGAAAUUAAACAAUAGUUCAGGUUCUUAGAAGGGUGGGUAUUUAUACUCGGGGGGGCAUUUACUAACAUUUGUAUUUUUUUCAUGGUUUUUUUAGUGAUUUAUUAAGCAUAAAAAUCAUAAAAACCACUAAUACAAAACUUUGCCUUCUAAAAGCCAUUGGGGACCUGUUGAAGUCAAUGGGAACCCGGGGCAAAUUGAAACAAUCUUUAAUUCAUUUGUGGUUUUAGACGUUUUUGGGUUUUUUGUUUGUAAGUUCACAAAGUUUUAUGGAAAGAAUUAAAAG